AGACGGCGGCGAUGGCGGCUGAGCCGGGCGGGUGGCUCGGGCCGGCGCUGGGGCUGCGGCUGCUGCUGGCGACCGCGCUGCAGAUGGUGUCUGCGUUCGGGGCAGAGUUUUCCUCGGAGUCCUGCAGGGAGCUGGGCUUCUCCAGCAAUUUGCUUUGCGGCUCCUGUGACCUUCUCGGACAGUUCGACCUUCUCCAGCUGGACCCCGACUGUAGAGGGUGCUGUCAGGAAGAAGCACAGUUUGAAACCAAGAAGCUGUAUGCAGGAGCUAUCCUCGAAGUCUGCGGAUGAAAGUUGGGGAGGUUCCCGCAAGUCCAAGCUUUCGUCAGGAGUGAUAAGCCCAAACUAUUCAGAGGACUACAAAUCAAGUAUGUUCGUGGCUCGGACCCUGUGCUCAAGCUUCUGGACGACAACGGGAACAUUGCUGAAGAACUGAGUAUCCUCAAGUGGAACACAGACAGCGUGGAAGAAUUCCUGAGUGAAAAGCUGCAGCGCGUCUAAAUCUUGCUUAAAUUUCGUCCUGUCCUUUUGUUACCUUGUCAGAUGAAACAGCGCCUAGAAAAUAGUUUUGCCUUCUUCCAUUGAUCAGUCUCUUACCGUGAGGCAUUAGGCAUUGAAUUAGAAGACGGAAGUGGCCGCAGAGCCCAGGGUAGGUAAGGAAGGGGCAAGCUUCGCAUCAUCUACUUGUAAAGCUCCGUCCUCCAGCACCUGUUGCUACCACUAACAGUGCUUGGUGAUAACCUUGUGGCUAAUUAAUGCAAAUGAUAGUUUGUGAUAAUUGGUCCAGUUUUUAAAUGAGGGGGGUUAAUAAGGAAGAUGCUUGCCGUGCCUCAUGGGCUGUGUGCUCCCGGCAGGUAAUGACAGCCCUGCCAAGCAGAUGAGGGAUCCUGGGCCUCCGCAGGUGGCCAGCCUCUCAGAGCCUCAUGGUUUUGUGUUACCCAGCCUCCCUGUUAAUAGAAGCAUUGUCAUUUAUAAUGAAUGCACUGCAUACCAUCUCUGUGGCUUUGUUCUUGUGAGACAGAUUCGAGAUCUAUGGUAGGAGUGAAACAGUCGCACAGAUUCGCAUUAAUGAAGACUACACAGAAAACCUUUUUGAGGAUUUGUGUGGAUCUGAUGUUGAGCAAAUUUUUGUGCUUUACAUUCCCAUAGAAGAGUCAAUUUAAAAAUAAAUGAUCAUUUGUAAGACCAAAAUAUUAAUAAAAAAAAGUUUCAGAAA
This is a messenger RNA of Sus scrofa (pig), 1215 nucleotides long. It is a transcript of the gene SELENOF, whose product is annotated as selenoprotein F. NCBI's taxonomy places the organism in Eukaryota, Metazoa, Chordata, Mammalia, Artiodactyla, Suidae. Gene Ontology annotation, cellular component: endoplasmic reticulum lumen. The record is from RefSeq and is marked validated. Gene Ontology annotation, molecular function: oxidoreductase activity.